Messenger RNA from Oncorhynchus mykiss (rainbow trout), 4411 nucleotides. RefSeq names its product NADPH-dependent quinone oxidoreductase VAT1. Gene Ontology annotation, molecular function: oxidoreductase activity. The record is from RefSeq and is a predicted model, not a curated record. Gene Ontology annotation, biological process: negative regulation of mitochondrial fusion. NCBI's taxonomy places the organism in Eukaryota, Metazoa, Chordata, Actinopteri, Salmoniformes, Salmonidae. Gene Ontology annotation, cellular component: mitochondrial outer membrane.
CCAUUGCCAAGUAGAAUAUCUGCCACUUUCCUGGCUAGGGUGCACGCACUCAAAUCACCUCCUGGUAUUACCUGUUGUAAUAGGCUAUCUAUAUUUUUUACAGUGGAAUUGUGCACUGCAAUAGGCUAGUUUACGAAAAAAAUACAAUUUUACUGCAACUUCUGUAAGGUGUUUUUUAGACUAUCGGGGAAACCUAAGAAACAGAACUACCAAAGAAAGAAAAGCGCAUCGGGAAAAAUAGGCUAUUUUUGUGAUUUCGAUCAUGUCUGGCGAAGAGGCACCGGCACGACAGCAGCAAGAAUCCGCAGAAGAGAAGACAGAGAACCCACCUACUGAGGAACCUCCAUCGGAGGCAGCCCAAGAGGGUGAGCCAUCCCCCGCGGAAGAGCCAGCAGACGAGCCUGCGGCGGCGACCCCAGACAGAGCGCCCGUGGCGCCCGAUGAGGAAGUUUUCAGCUACCGUGCUUUGUUCCUAACGGGCUAUGGAGGCUAUGACAAAGUGAAGCUCCAGGUGAAAAAGGGAAAGCCGAGCCUGAAAAACGCAGAGGUGCUGGUGCGGGUCAAGGCGUGUGGUCUGAACUUCGCCGAGUUGUUGGGGAGACAGGGGAUGUAUGAGCUGCUGCCGUCGCCGCCCGUCACGCCCGGGAUGGAAUGCUCGGGCGUGAUUGAAGCCUUGGGGGAAGAGGUGACGGAUAGAAAAGUGGGUGACCGUGUGUUGGUGUUGAGUCGUCACGGUCUGUGGCAGGAGGUGGUGGUUGUGCCUGCUAGCAACACAUUCAUCAUGCCUGAGUCAAUGAGCUUCGAGGAAGCGGCGGCCCUCCCCAUCAACUACCUGACGGCCUACAUGAUGCUUUUUGAGAUGGCCAACGUCAGGGCCGGACAGAGCAUCCUCAUCCACAUGGCAGCAGGUGGUGUGGGCAUCGCUGCCACCCAGCUCUGUCAGUUGCUGGAGGACGUGACCGUGUUUGGAACUGCGUCGGCCAGCAAGCACGAGACCAUCAGCCAGGGGGGCGUCACCCACCCCAUCGACUACCGUACACGAGAUUAUGCUGAAGAGAUCCGUAAAAUCAGCCCCAAGGGAUUGGACGUUGUCCUGGACCCUCUGGGAGGCUCAGACACCCAAAAGGCCUUUAGUUUGCUGAAGCCCAUGGGCACCCUCAUAGUGUUUGGUGCAGCCAACUGUGUGACGGGUCAGAAGAAGAACCUAUUGGCGGUAGCCAAGACCUGGUACAACCAAUUCACCAUCAACACCCUGAGGCUGAUGCAUGCCAACAAGGCUGUGUGUGGCUUCCAUCUGGGCUACCUGAGUGACGAGGAGGAGCUCAUCACCCAGACCAUGACCCGCCUACUGGAACUCUAUACCCAGGGCAAGAUCAAGCCCCGCAUUGACUCCACCUACCACUUUGAACAGGUGGGUGACGCGAUGAGGCGUAUGCACGAGCGCAACAACAUCGGCAAGGUGAUUCUGCUCCCAGAGCCAAAGAAAGAGGAGGAAAAGCCCGAGUCCAACCCUGAGCCAGCAGAGACAGAGGACAAGAAAGAGGAGGAAAAGGAUGAGAAUAAGAUGGAGACCGGCACAGAAGAGGUCAAGAGAGAGGAGAAUUGAGAAAGGGAGAGUAUGUAUGUGAGCAGUAGACUUGAGCACUUCAUCAUUGGCCUUCUCUACUCCUCAGUCCAUGUCUCAGAAAUCGACCAUUGCCUCUGUGUUUCUAUCUGUUUAUACGUGUGAGGUGAAGUUGCCCCUAAGUGCUGAUCUAAGAUCUUUAUUUUUUUUAAACCCACUUUCGGUUCAAAUGUAGAUUCUGCUAAACACAAAGUAAACAGCCGUAUCAGGCCGACUUCAGCAGCAACAACGAGCACAAGGCAAGGCUGAUUUCUACGCAGUUGUUGUCAAACAGCUAUACUAACGUCGGAGACUGAAGCGUAAGCCAUGCACGUGCACAGAUGCUCUGUGUGAGUGCGUCGUCUUGCAGCGUGCUCAUCUGCGACAUCGCUGGCUUUACCUUGCUACUCGUGCCAACGGCACAUCGCCGAGUCUCCGUUUGACAAGGCUAGGAUAAGCUGCACUUAGAACUGCGCUUAGGGGCAAAUGUGUAGGGUGGUCUUGUUCUACUGACACGAGUGACUGAGUCGUGUUGCUUGUAAAAUAGCUUCUCAGACACGUUGCUAUGUUUCCAGUAUGUUCCAAGGCCUUAUGUUUCAAAGGAAAAAGUGCCCCAUUAGCAACACUUCCUGAGUCACCAAUGUCGAACCCUUUACUGUGCUGUGUCUCCCUACAAGUUGAAUUGCAUGCUCUUCUUGAUUCCGCAGGCAGACACCGUAUUCUUCUAUGAAUUGGAGGUCAAGCUUUUAAACGAAAAUGUGUCAGUAUUUUGCAUUAGUGAAUUAUGGAAAGUGCGUGUGUGUGUGUGCGUGCUUGCGUGUGUGUGUGUGUGCAUGUGAGCGUUUCUGAGUGAUAUAUAGGUUUGAUGUUGUUUGAAUUGUGCUUUGCCAAAAUUCUCUUUCGAUGUCUUCGUGUCAUAUUUCAAUAUGUAAAUUGUCGCUGACUUCGUGGCCACUUUGAGAGUACUACGAGACCCUUGUUUAAGUGUAGUUUGUUAGAUGGAUUGUUGCUUUUUUUCCUGACCUAGUGUGCCAAAUUAAACACCAACUUUCCCCUUUGCCCAUGUAUCACAGAAAAAGAAUGAAGAACAGGGCCUUCCUUCACCUUGUCAAACUGUUUGAAUUGUUCUUGAUUAAACAAUGUCCCGGUGACCUUGUGGUAAAACAAACCAAAAAUGUUUGGCACAAGCUUUUCUUGUCAACACUGCUUUCGUUUUGUGAUUAUCGUCGCACGGCUCUCAAUGUUGAACAGUGCCUCUUCAGUAUAAAAAGUAGAAUAGGAAUAUACUUAUUAUAUACUUAAUAUACUUUUUUAUAUUAAGUAUAUAAACAAUCCCAGUUUGUAACUGUGUAUUCUCAAGGAUUGCCCCAGCCUUCCUCCAGACCAGUCAAGUUGAUCUGACUUAAGAAACAGGAGAACAUGGGAACACACUUGACUUUUGCGUCAACUAUAGUGCUUGCUCUCUGGACACUUCCUCGUUGGUGCCAUGAUGUUGUAUUCUACGAUGAUCUGCAGCGAAUAGGCCUAUAUCAUUCGCUAUUAUCUGUGGCCAAAAUAUCAUAUGACACAUUCGCAAAUAGAACACUUGAUUUGUAGAAUUUGUAUAAGGGAAUUUCCAUUUUUUUCCCCCCCGUGUUUUCAUGGUGAAUUCUCACUGUGUUCCAUUUCAUAACAUUGGAUCCGUAUCUUAUGGCUUUCAUGAAUGACUCCAAAUGGUCUUGCCGAGCUCACGGUCUAGUGUUGACACACCCAGCUGCUUGCAGAUGUAUACCGAACCUGGAGACUGGGGUUCGAUUCCCAUGACCAUUCUUUCUACUGUAUCUCCCCCUCUAAUUCUGUUCGGACUAAAUCAAGUUUGCAAAUACAAAACGGGGCUCUAAUUCCACUCUGCUUUCGAAACUCUAAAUGGUUAAUAUGAGAGGAAGCAGAUGUAUUUUCCAGCUGUGGCGGUAACCCGACGCAGCAGAGAAAGGAAGCUCCUCUUCUCCCUGUCCCAAAACCACGCCACCACACAUUCCACUCCUACUCUCCACUCUCUCUCUCUCUCUCUCUCUCUCUCUCUCUCUCUCUCUCUCUCUCUCUCUCUCCCUCUCCGGAGAGCAUUCACAUCUUUAUUUUCACGUUAAACAAGUAAAAUGAAAUGUAACUUUUGUUUAGGAAUGUGUCUAUGAUUAGAGUUUGUUUUUUCCAUUUGCAAUCUUUCCCCUCUGUCAGAAGUGAAAAUGGAAAGGUUGGGGUUUGUGUAGUUUUCCUUCUUUCCUGGCAUUAGAAUGAAUGAGGUAUGAGCUAAGACAUGGCUGGGUUUUUCUGGAAGGAAUUGGGACUGGGAAUCUGAGUAUCUGAUUCCUUUUCCCCCGGGGAGUCCUUAUGACCCUGCAGGUGUUUCCACCCAUUCUGAAACCUGAAUCAUGCUGAACGCUGAUUUGCAUUGUUCAGAGCCAGCGGUUUGUUGUAAUACUUUUGUUGCUCAAAUCCCCAUGUUUGUUUGCCUAUUUUUGCUUCAUCCAAAAGCACAGACGGACGUACCCAAGCACUUAAUAUGACACGGCUAACUUUACAAGUGGUUUGUUUUAUGUUAUCAUACACUUCCUGGAUGUAUUUGUGGUUUGUUUUAUGUUAUCAUACACUUCCUGGAUGUAUUUGAAGUCUUUGAUUGAAAUCCUCUGCCGUGCUUGAACCUGUGUUUUCACCACUUUCACCAGUCCACAUGAACUGGUGACACUUUCCUGACGUUUUGCCCUGUGCCUUACCUGUGUUGUACUGUACAUGUUUUCUGAAAUGAAUAAAUUGCAUUCCAAAAAUGACAAA